CGGGCCCCGCUUUGCCGCGAAAUUCCACGUCGUUGACUUUCCAAUAUAAGAGCAGUUCGGCCACUCUGAUCGGACCCCGACGAAACAUCGUGCCCCCAUCACCACCAGCCGCCGCCGCUGCCUGAGAUAGCCUGCCUUUGUCAUCUCCAAUGAGAAAUCAUGUCCAAACCCAACCUUCUUCCAAAAUCCCAUUCCGCCCCCGCAAAAUCCGCAGACUCUCCUCUCCCUCCAAAUCCCUACCUCCCUCCGCCCCGUCGAUUCCCUUAAUCCCUCGGGCGAUUGCGAGGCCCCUGUCGUCCGACGGCGAGAUAGAGCUCUCUCUCCGCCAUCUCCGGAGCUCUGACCACUCAUUGGUUUCCGUAAUCGACUCGCUUGCCCCUCCUUCGUUCGAAUCCUCGAGCCCACCCUUCAUCUCUCUCACCAAAAGCAUCCUCUACCAGCAGCUGGCGACGAAGGCCGCCAAGACGAUUUACGGGCGAUUCCUCACUCUGUGCAGCGGCGGUGGCGAUGGCGAGCCCCUGGUCUCGCCGGAGACGGUGCUCGGGCUCUCUGCCCAGCAGCUCCGGCAGGUAGGUGUGUCGGGUCGGAAAGCAAGCUACCUCCAUGACCUCGCCGGCAAGUACCGAGACCGGGUCUUAUCGGACAGCUCGAUCCUCGAAAUGGACGAUGAGGCCCUGCUGAGAGUGUUGACCACUGUCAAAGGGAUCGGGGUCUGGUCGGUUCACAUGUUUAUGAUGUUCUCGCUGCACAGACCCGAUGUGCUGCCGGUGGGGGAUCUCGGUGUAAGGAAAGGCGUGCAGCUCUUGUACAAUCUCAAGGAGCUGCCUAAGGCUGUGGAAAUGGAGGAGGUUUGUGAGAAGUGGAAGCCUUAUCGAUCUGUCGGGUCUUGGUACAUGUGGAGACUGAUGGAAUCGAAGAGCAACAAGGCCUUAGCUCCGGUGGAGAAAGUUUAGCCGGGAAACUGGUCCAUCGGAAUGAGGAACCGGAGAUGGCGAAUGCAAGGUCGGAGGAUUUGUCAAUUGUUUGGUUGGCACGAAGAUGCCACAAAAAUGCAGUUUAUGUGAAGCUUGAGCAGACUCAUAGGGCUGGUUUUUUGCUGCUACGUUUCCAAGUAUUGAACUGAUCAUUGGCUUGGCUCAUUGAUUGCGUGUGUUGUUACUUCCAUAGAGAUAGUCUUGAUAUUGCUUGUCCUUGGCUCAUGUAUCCUUGUGUUGGUUUAUGUUAACGGGUAAAUUCAAUUGGAUCGUUGCUGCGAUAUAUAUGUACUCCGUCUUCGACUUCUCAAGUACUCCUUAAUCGAUAUGUCGAGUUCACUGUGGUGCAAGAAUCA
Molecule: messenger RNA, 1330 nt
Organism: Punica granatum (pomegranate)
Lineage: Eukaryota; Viridiplantae; Streptophyta; Magnoliopsida; Myrtales; Lythraceae
Source: RefSeq, a predicted model, not a curated record